Molecule: messenger RNA, 1941 nt
Organism: Symbiodinium natans
Lineage: Eukaryota; Dinophyceae; Suessiales; Symbiodiniaceae
Source: the annotation of a GenBank genome assembly
AUGGAGUACGAGGACGUCAGGUUUUUGGAUCCUGCAACAGGUGCGGUGAAACCCACCAAAUUUCCUUUCAUAUAUCCCGACACGCUUGCUUGCAGCAUUUGGCAUCUGGGAGAGGAGUACUUCAGAUAUUUCUUUCUUGGAAAUCAGGAUGCCGGGGCGUUUUGGCAGCAUGUGGCUGGAACUUCCUGGGCCAAACCAGCAUUGGAAGCUUUGCCUGCAGGGAUCGACCGAGGGAAACUGAUUCCUGUCAGUUUUUACGGCGACGACGUGCACACGUACAAAGCCACAGAAUGCGGGGUCAUCUCCAUCCUCGCAUGGACGACGGACUACCUAACUGCAAUGCAUCCGUCGUUCCACAGGUACUUUCUCAUUGCGGGCUUCAGCGAGUACCUACAGUGUGUGCACACGUGGCCUGACAUCAUGGAACGAUUGGUGGAACGGUUCACUCGGCUGGUGAGCGAUGCAAACUGGCCAUGGUGCGCCAAAGGGUACAAGUUCCAUAUGUCCUCGUGCACAGGCGAUCUUAAGUGGAUCAAGGAGCGCUUCCAGGUCUUCGACUACAACGCAAACGACUUUUGUGCCUAUUGCAGCGCUCGCAAGAUAGACCCAGACUGCCCCAGCAACACUCUUUCUGAUUUUCGCGAAACAGCGGCGCACCGACGUCACCGCUUUGGACAUGAUGAUUUUUUGGCUACGACGCCAGCAGCUGAAAGCAUCCUGCCUGACACCCGAUCUUUUCCAUACCUGGCUUCAGAUAUGAGCGGUUUCAGCACGACCCUCUCCAUGGGCAGUAGCAUGCUCGUUUACCUGUGCGAACGUGGCUUCUUUGGUCCCAUGACUGGUGACUAUGAGAAAGCGUUGGCCGCUGGACUCAGCGCUGCAUACAAAUCUUUCAUGGCGUGGAACAAACAGCAUGGCCAAUCUGUUUUGCAUCCACGGUUCACGCCGGCGAGACUUUGCCGCAAAGGGAGGACGCAGUUCCCUUGCUUGAACGCAAAGGGAGCGGCCUCGAAGCGAAUUUCGUUUUGGCUGGCGGCUGUGGGCACAGAGUUUGCGUCCCGGCCAGGCGCUACUUUGCUUGACAAAACGUGCGCAACAUGUAUGGUUAGCUAUGUGGAAUUCUUGAGAACUUUGGAUGCCGCAGACUUGCUGCUGGACGCGAGGACGGCGAAGAAGGCCUACGACUUGGGAACGCUUCACCUGAACACGUACAGCUCUCUUCGGCAGCUCAGUUCCCGAACUUUUGGCUACAAAGCCGUCAAUCGCAGCUGCUGGGCCUUGCUUCCGAAACACCACUACUUUCUCCACAUGUGCACGGACACCAUCAUGCGCGAUGGCCUCAAUCCACGAUUUCAGACCCUGUUUGCCGGUGAGUCCUUCAUCGGAGAAGUAGGCCGCAUCGCCAGGGCGCCCUUGAGCAUCGAUGAUCCCAUCGCCUACCACUUUGCAGAAGGUGCACUGGUGAUGCUUUGGCUGGGCACGUUGUGGAAUGUGGCCAAGAGAGACCAUGCGCUCAUCAGCACCAUGUUCUACCAUGAGACGUUCACAAGGCCGCAGCGAUUGCAGUGCUUCAUCGCCCUCUUGACGGGCCUGCUGGCAGUCAACGCGGCAGUUCAUAGUCAUCCUGGCACGAUCCAGGAAGCCAAGGAGUUCAUCAUCACCGGCCUACUCUCCGGCUUACUCGUGUUCCCGGUGUUCUGCGGGCUCGUGAUGAUGUUCAACCUUCGCCCGGCGCAGGUGAAGAAGCGGCUGAUCAAGAGGGCUUACUCCACCAAAGAGAUCGACAAGCUCAACGAGCAGCGGCAGCGCUUGGCCAACCAGUCGUCUGCGGCAAAGGGCUUGCAGGUAUACAUGCGGCUAGGGGUGGGGUGGGCUGGAGGUGGGGCGGUGGGUUCUGUGGGUGGCGGUGGGCGCGGAAGAGCCCUCAUGCUGCGUGGCUAG